GUGGAAAAGAAAAAGAGUGUUUCAUUCUCAAAUGUGUGGCCAUAGUUUGGUGUUUGUUAACCCUCACAUUUGUGAGCCAAUAUAAGACAAACAAGAUCGAUGAGUUGUUGCUUGGUGUGCGAUGGCGUCCGUUCUCAAACUAUCUUCGUUUAUCUCUCUGCACCAAAAGUUGAAUUAUGUUAGCUUUUCGCCCAAAUUUCAGCAGGUUAGUGUCAGAAAUGGGAGAUGGAAUGUUCCCACCAUGACAGUAAAAGCUCAGACUGCUGUUGAAGGGGAUGUAAUUGAAAAUGAAUCAGUCUCCUCCAAUGAAGAAAACGAUUAUGGAGUUGUUAGUGUUCAUCAUGUUGGAAUUUUAUGUGAAAACCUAGAAAAAUCACUUGACUACUAUCAAAACGUUCUAGGUCUUAAGAUAAACGAAGCACGACCACAUGAUAAACUUCCAUACAAGGGUGCUUGGUUGUGGGUAGGGUCUGAGAUGAUCCACCUGAUGGAACUUCCAAAUCCGGACCCUCUAACUGGACGACCUCAACAUGGUGGUCGAGAUCGUCACACUUGUAUUGCUAUUCGAGAUGUUUCUAAGCUCAAAGCAAUUCUUGAUAAAGCUGGUAUACCCUACACACUUAGCCGUUCUGGAAGACCAGCAAUCUUUACCCGUGAUCCCGACGCCAAUGCACUAGAGUUCACACAAAUAGAUGAUUAAUGUUUCUGGAAAUUUUUACCACUCUGUUGUCCACAAAACAAAUGACUGGUUCUGUUGAUAAGGUAAGGUUGAUGAUAUGAGGACUGCCUUUGAAAGUUGGAAGUGUUACCUCUUUGGAAGUUGUAUUGAUUUUGAAUUCAGUAAUGAACUUGUCGUUGUCUAUACUGGUUGUUAAUAAACUUGCCUCUUCCUCGAUUGGGCAUUUUUCUGAUGAUCUCCAAGGCAAGGUUCACACUGCAUCACCAACUUUUUCUUCUUUUCUUGAAUGCGUUUGAUCUAUUGUUGAAGAUGGACAAUUUGGUUAGCUAGUUCUUUCACGGUCUUGAUGAGAAGCUUGUUUUUAAGUAGAAUUGCAUCUUGUGAUUCCAACUUAAACAUUCUCAUUGGUGGUGAUGGUGGAAUUUUAGUCAUCUCUUUUAUGGUGGAAUACAUGUUAAGAUAAGUGGAUGUUUCUCCUUGUUUGCGCAUAAGCUUGACAAGUUUUUUCUUCUU
Molecule: messenger RNA, 1192 nt
Organism: Lathyrus oleraceus (garden pea)
Lineage: Eukaryota; Viridiplantae; Streptophyta; Magnoliopsida; Fabales; Fabaceae
Product: glyoxylase I 4
Exons: 5
Coding region: 122-700 (192 amino acids)
Source: RefSeq, a predicted model, not a curated record